Chrysemys picta bellii (western painted turtle) is the source of this 976-nucleotide messenger RNA. NCBI's taxonomy places the organism in Eukaryota, Metazoa, Chordata, Testudines, Emydidae. The record is from RefSeq and is a predicted model, not a curated record.
UGGAUAUUUCUCAGUUGCUUUUUUAGAAAAGUUUUCUAAAUAAAACAAGUCUGUUUAAAAUGAGAAAUUGACUCCAGGACAGUUUUUCUGCAUUGUCUUUAGGAAUUUAAAGGUGUGUUAAUCAAGGACACUUCCCAGCCUUGAAGCAGGAGGAGGAGGAGCUGUGAAGCAAAGCACAGUUGUUGUGUUGUGGGUGCCAGGAAUACAACACAUACAGAUGGAGCUGGAGGAAGAGCCUAUGGCUUCUGGGCUCCAGGGCUCCAGAAAAAGUGAGAUCCAAGGAGACUCCUGCACAGCAAGCGAUAGCACUAUGAGUGAAAAUGAGGAGGAGAAACCUAAUCAGGAAGAACUUGAGCAGGAUGGGUUAUCGCAACCAGCUGAAGCCCACAGUCCUGGCUGGGGGAAAGCCAGGCCAGAAAGGCAGCAGAGAAAGAGAUGCAUUAAAUCCGCUCAUCAAGCAAGAGGAUCUAAGAAACUAAAAGCCACCCUUAAUCAACAGAAACCCCCCAGGGAAGAGAGUCCCUACAUAUGUACAGAAUGUGGAAAAAGCUUCAAGGGGAGUUCGACCUUCUUGAACCAUCUGAAAAUCCACACAGGAGAAAAGCCCUUUGAAUGCCCUAAGUGUGGGAAAAGCUUCAGCAGAAAGGCAAACCUUGUGGUACAUGAGAGAAUCCAUACAGGAGAGAGACCCUAUAAAUGUAAAGAAUGUGAGAAAAGCUUUGGCCGGAGCUCAAAUCUAAUUGCACACCGUAAAACCCACAUGAAAAAGAAAUCCUAUGCUUGUGCUGCAUGUAGCAAAAGCUUCACUUGCAGCUCAGCCCUUGUCCAGCAUCAGAAAAGCCACACAGAAGAGAAACCUUACAAAUGUCCUGAAUGCAGGAAGAGCUUCCGCCUGAGCUCAAACUUCCUGAAACAUCAGAAAGUCCAUGUGAGAGAGACAUCCAGUGAAUGUGCAACAGGUAACUUGAUUGCUUAG